This is a messenger RNA of Paramecium octaurelia, 2242 nucleotides long. The record is from the annotation of a GenBank genome assembly. NCBI's taxonomy places the organism in Eukaryota, Ciliophora, Oligohymenophorea, Peniculida, Parameciidae.
AUGUAAACCAAUUUGGAAAUUGAGAAAAAAAUUUGCUAGGUUCAUAAAUUAGAGAUUGUAGCAGUCGAUUUGAAAACAUAAACAAGAAUUGAUGACAAAUAUUUAUGCACAAGGUGUCUAGCUGAAAGAGUUGAUAAAGAAAACAUGGCAUUGCUAAAUGAAGCUACCGAGAUGAUAUAAAGCAUGAAAACCUAAUCUUUAAAACUUUCAAAGGAAGAAAAUGUGCUUAGAUUAACUAAUUUAAAAUAAUUAUCAUCAUCGAUAAAGUCAUUCAAAAACUAAAUCAAGUCAGAACUUGGAAAAUUGCUUCUAUUGAUUGAUCAAUAAAUGGAAUAAAUCCAAACCGAAAUUGAAUCAAAAGAAUCAAAGUUAGAGAUCAAUAAUUACGACGAGGAAAUUCAAAUUCUAUCAAAAAAUUAUAAAGGAAAUUUUAAUUACAAUAUACCCAAACAGCAAGUUUAUAAGGAAAAGGACUUAGCUCUCGUUUAAUUAAUCUAGGAAUCAAUUGAAUCUUAAUAUAAAUCAUAAAAUUUUAUCGAAAUUAUGGAAUCCAUAAAUUUAAUAAGAUCUAGUGAACCAAUUAAUCAAUAAGCAAAUAUUAACCAAAUACCUACAAAAGAAUUUGAUUAACAUGUAAUUUAUGAUAAUAAUAUUAGAAAACUCCUUGUCUAAAUUAGAUAUGCAACAAGCAUAACAAAGAAAUAAUUAUGUUAAAUAUUAAUUAUAGCGAACCCAAAUUUGGUCGAUUUGCUUGCGUGGAAUGUAUUCAAGAAAAUCCGAUAUAAUACGUUAGCUUAAAAGAGGCGAAUAAUAUGUGGAAUACCUUUAUUGGAUAAUCAGAAGAUUUGAUAUCUAAACAUAAUUGUAAAAGAGAAUAAAUGUUUAAAUUGGUUAUAGAAGAAAUUCAAUAACUAAAAGAUUAUUAUAACCACUCGUUAUCAGAAAUGUUAUCUUCUAUAGAUGAACAGUUUGUCAAAAAUAAUUAAGAGAUUUAAGAUUUCCUUAAAUUAGAGAAUAAAUAAAUAUUUGAAUUAGAUGAAAAAUAAGUUGAAAAGAUGAUUGAUUUAUUAAGCUAAUAAGAUAAAAAUAAACACAUACUUUAGCAAUAAGAUAAGCAAGAUAGACUUGAUUAAUUGUUUUAUCAGAAUGUUAAAUCAAAAUUAGAAACCCUGAUCAAACAUGAUUUACUUUGCAAAUAAUAAUUGAUGGUCAUUUUGUAAGAAUAACAAAGUAAUUUAUUUUUUUUAGUUUAGAUAAUAAAAUCAUAGAAAAUAACAUGCAUUCUGAUAUUAAAAUUAGUCCUGAAAUAAACGAGUUUAUGUCUAAAUGUUAACUUUAGGAGUAAUACCUAAAAAUUUUUACUGAAUCCGCAAAUUUUUAAAGAGAAUUAGAGAAAGAGGCAUCUCAACUUGAGUAAAAUGGCUAUCUUCAAUAACUUAUUGUAAUUGAAGAGAAAAAUGAUGAUUAAAAUUCUCAAUGUUCUAUAUUCUAAUAACAAUAUAAAUAAUUUGAAAUAAAUUCAGAAAAAAUGAGGAAAUUGAUAGAAGCUGAUGAAAAUGAGAAAUAAUUACUUUUAAUCACCAAAUAAAAAUAAGAAUUGCAAAUUAAAAUUGAUGAGGAAAAGUAAGAAAUUAAAAAAAUUUAAGAAAAAAUUAUUGGGUUAGAAGAAAAUAUUAAUUAGAAAUUCCUCAAAUAAGAAUAAGAGUUUCUUCAAUAAUCUAAUUAGGAAACAAUUUAAAAUAAUCAACUAAAGCAAAGUUUAAGGGAAUUAUCUCAGUCAAGCGAAAUAAGAUUGGAAUAAUUAUCUAAUAAAUACAAUUAGUUGAAUUAGUAAAUUGAUGAAGUAUAAUCAGACUUAAAAGAAAGAGAAAAAUCCUCAAUAGUCUCAGAUAAGUUAGAAUCAUUAAAAAAUAAUAUCGAAGCAUAGCUUAUCACAUUUGAUUAAAAGGUUGAAAAGCUUACUGAAACUAUUAAAGAAGUAGAUAAUUAAUAAUCUAUAUAAACUUAACAAUAAAAAGAAGUGUUAAUAUCAAAAAUAAUGAUGAAAUAAGUGCAACGAAUUCUUUAAUUGAAAAUUAAAAUUUAAAACAGGAGUAAUAUUUUGUAAGUAAUGAAAAAUAAUUAAAGACCAUAACAGAAUAACAUUAGGUGCUGUUAAAUGAGAAAGAAAAAUAAACUAAACAAUAGAUAAAAUAGUUGGAUGAUAAGAUUAACAAUUAAGGUGUUUUAUUACAAAAUAUGA